AUGACAACACUCUACGCCAGAGAGCUCGAAAUUGCUCUUCUGGCCGUGCAGCGCGCGGCGCUUUUAACACGGCGCGUCUUCCGCGAGUCAGCCGAGCAAAAGGGCACCGUCUCCAAGGACGAUGCUUCCCCCGUGACAGUAGGCGACUUCGGCGCGCAAGCCCUCAUUAUCUCAGCGCUGCGCCACAACUUCCCGCGCGACGCCAUCGUUGCCGAAGAGGAAGCAUCCGUGCUGCGCGAAGACACCCGCCUGCGCGACCGGGUCUGGGGUCUGGUCCGGGACACCAAGCUCUCUGAUAUAGGUGCGGAGGGCCUGCUGGGCGGCGCGGUGCCCGACGUCGACUCCAUGCUGCACCUGCUGGACCAGGGACAGAGUCAAGGUGGCAGGAUAGGGCGUGUGUGGACUAUUGACCCGAUUGAUGGCACCAAAGGCUUCCUGCGCGGCGGACAGUACGCGGUGGCUCUGGCGUUGUUGGAGGAUGGGGACGUCAAAGUUGGCGUGCUGGGGUGCCCUAACCUGCCUGUGGACGACUCAGCACCGCUGACUGAGAAUAUUGGUCUUGAAGUAGGCAAUGAUAAGGGGAGGGGUGUGCUGUUUGCUGCAGUCAAGGGGGAGGGUGCGACAAGUCGGCCGCUUGGGACGGGGACCCUCGCAGAGGGGCACAAGAUUCACAUGAAGCCGCUUAUAGACAUGAAAAAUGCCUGCUUCUGUGAGAGCGUCGAAGCUGGCCACUCAAACCAGUCAGAGGCAGCGAAGAUUGCGCAAAAGUUGGGGAUUACAAAGCCCAGUGUGCGGAUGGAUUCUCAGGCCAAGUACGGCUCCAUCGCCCGCGGUGCGGGUGAUAUCUACCUUCGCCUGCCGACGUCCAAGUCGUACCAGGAGAAGAUCUGGGACCAUGCUGCAGGUGACUUGAUUGUCCGCGAAGCCGGAGGCCUGGUCACGGACACCCGAGGCAACCGGUUAGACUUUGGCGUCGGGCGAACGCUGGCCAGCAACAGCGGCGUGGUGGCCGCGCCAUCAGCUGUGCACAGUCAGGUUCUCGACGCCGUUCAGGAGGUUCUCGGGCUCAAGAAAUAA
Molecule: messenger RNA, 1077 nt
Organism: Thermochaetoides thermophila DSM 1495
Lineage: Eukaryota; Fungi; Ascomycota; Sordariomycetes; Sordariales; Chaetomiaceae
Exons: 1
Coding region: 1-1077 (358 amino acids)
Biological process (GO): phosphatidylinositol phosphate biosynthetic process; sulfate assimilation
Molecular function (GO): 3'(2'),5'-bisphosphate nucleotidase activity
Source: RefSeq, a predicted model, not a curated record